GUCCCAGUCCCAUCCCCGCUACUCCAGCACACGUGAUCACCGCCGCCGCCUGCUACCCGCACCAUGGCCCAGUCACUGCCUCGGCUAUCUGUUCCCGCGGUGCUGGCCCUGGGCUCUGCUGCACUGGGCGCCGCCUUCGCCACUGGUCUGUUGCUGGGGAGACGGUGGCCUCCGUGGGGGUCCAGACGACAACAGCGCCUGCUGCCACCCGAGGACAGUCCCCUGUGGCAGUAUCUGCUGAGCCGCUCCAUGCGGGAGCACCCGGCGCUGCGGAGCCUGCGACUGCUGACCCUGAAGCAGCCGCAUGGGGAUUCCAUGAUGACCUGUGAGCAGGCCCAACUUCUGGCCAACCUGGCGCGGCUCAUCAAGGCCAAGAAAGCUCUGGACCUGGGUACUUUCACGGGCUACUCCGCCCUGGCGCUAGCCCUGGCGCUUCCCGAGGCUGGCCGUGUGGUAACCUGCGAAGUGGACACGGAGCCCCCGGAACUAGGGCGGCCCCUGUGGAAGCAGGCCGAAGCAGAGCACAAGAUCGACCUUCGGCUGCAGCCCGCCCUGCAGACUUUAGAUGAGCUCCUGGCGGCGGGCGAGGCCGGAACCUUCGAUGUAGCGGUGGUGGACGCGGACAAGGAGAACUGCAGCGCCUACUAUGAACGCUGCCUGCAGCUGCUACGCCCUGGAGGCGUACUCGCCGUGCUCAGAGUCCUGUGGUGCGGAGAGGUGCUGCAGCCUAAACCCAGGGACAAGGCUGCUGAGUGCGUGCGGAACCUGAAUGAGCGCAUCCUGCGAGACGCCAGGGUCUACAUCAGCCUCCUGCCCCUGGGUGACGGGCUCUCCUUAGUCUUCAAGAUCUAAGGAGAACCCCAGCCAGUGACCCUAAUUUUAAACCUGAUAAUUUUUAAACCUGAUAAUAAAAGGACUAGGACACACCA
This is a messenger RNA of Myodes glareolus (Bank vole), 929 nucleotides long. RefSeq names its product catechol-O-methyltransferase domain containing 1 (gene Comtd1). Lineage: Eukaryota; Metazoa; Chordata; Mammalia; Rodentia; Cricetidae. The record is from RefSeq and is a predicted model, not a curated record. Gene Ontology annotation, molecular function: S-adenosylmethionine-dependent methyltransferase activity; O-methyltransferase activity.